This is a messenger RNA of Asparagus officinalis (garden asparagus), 3613 nucleotides long. RefSeq names its product pollen-specific leucine-rich repeat extensin-like protein 3. The record is from RefSeq and is a predicted model, not a curated record. Gene Ontology annotation, molecular function: protein binding. Lineage: Eukaryota; Viridiplantae; Streptophyta; Magnoliopsida; Asparagales; Asparagaceae.
CCCCCUACCCUCCUCUAUAUGAGCACCCUCUUCCCCUUCGUCAAGAACUCCAAACAUCCUCAGCCUUGGGCUCUCCAGGGUGAACCACAUCACCUCGCCCAUCAUGGAGGCCUUUGGCCGAUUAUCCCUCCUCAUCUUCUUAUGUUCCUCGCUCUCCCUCGCUUCUCUCUCCUCCGCCCUCUCGGACGCCGACGGCCGCCUUCAUCGGCCGCGCGCCAGAUGCACGAGGAGGGCUCCGGAGACCUCCCCGACGACUACGAGUUCGAUGAGAUCGACGUCAAAAUCAAGAACCCCAACCUUCAAGCGCGCUACCUCGCCUCCAGGCCUGGAGUCCGCCAUGUCUCCGACCCCUCCACUUCCGCCAAUUGGGUCGGCCCCGAGGUCUGCACCUACAAGGGCGUCUACUGCGCCGAUUCCCUCUUCGACAACUCCACCCAUGUCGUCGCUGGCGUCGACUUAAACGGAGCUGACAUCGCGGGCUACCUCCCCAAAGAGCUCGGCCUCUUAACCGACGCCGCAGUUUUCCACAUCAAUUCUAACAGAUUCUGCGGUAUCAUACCCAAGUCCAUGUCGAAGCUCGUGCUCCUCCACGAGUUCGACGUGAGCAACAACCGCUUCGUCGGGACGUUCCCUAAAGUGGUUCUUUUCAUGCCGGCGUUGAAGUACUUGGAUCUCCGGUUCAACGACUUCGAGGGGCCGUUGCCUGCCGAGCUGUUCGAUAAAGAUUUGGACGCGCUGUUCUUAAACGACAACCGGUUCGACUCCCCGUUGCCGGAGAAUUUCGGCAACUCGUCGGUGUCGGUCAUGGUCCUCGCCAACAACAAGCUGGGCGGGUGCAUCCCGAGCAGCAUUGGGAGGAUGGGGGCGACCCUCAACGAGAUUGUGAUGAUGAACAAUGGGCUUGUGGGCUGCUUGCCUUCUGAAAUUGGGCAGCUGGCAAAUGUGACGGUGUUCGAUGUGGGAUAUAAUUCCUUAACUGGGGUUUUGCCUAAGACAUUUGAUGGGCUCAGCAGUGUGGAGAAUUUUGAUUGCGCCAGCAAUAGCUUGACUGGGGCUGUGCCUGAGUCAUUGUGCAAGUUGCCUAGCCUUAAGAAUUUGACAAUUUCCUACAACUUUUUCAAUGUUCAGGCCAAGGAGUGCUUGCCUAACGCCAGGAGCGGAGUGAGUUUCGAUGAUACCAGCAAUUGUUUGCCCGAUCGGCCAGGGCAGAAGUCAGGGAAGAUUGUGUCCGGUGCUUCGUGCCCCGACGCUCUGCACGCACCCCACCACCCUCCCAACGGCGACCCCCAACCGCGCCGCCAGUUUUCACGCCGGGGACUCCCAAGCCCCAAAACCACUGAACACCACGCGAGCCAUCAUCAUCGUCACGCACCAAGCGGCCCAGGACAUGAGCAUAAACAUCAUCAUAAGCCGUCCCACAAGUCUCACGAGUCAUCACCCAAGCAGCAUAAGUCAUCGAGCCCCGCGCCUGCUCCUGCUCCGGUGACAUCCAGCCCGAAACCAAGUCCAGCACCGCCUGUUUUCUCACCUCCGCCUGUGCCUCAAGCAGAAGUGUCGCCUGUCACGGCAGUACAUUCACCGCCACCAGCUACCGUUCCUCCACCAACACCAAGAACAGAGGGACACCAAGAACCACCAACGCCGGCUCCAGUGACUGCGUCUCCGCCACCGACGGAAAAUUUGAUGCCAACCGCCCCUGUACUCCCGCCAUCGUCACCACAACACAAGGAAUCCCCUGAAGAGUUCAUCCGGCUGCCACCGCCUCCCUCUAUGCAGUCGCCUCUCCCAUCAGUUUCAGCACCAGUAUCUGCACCCGUACCAUCACCAGUAUCUGUUCCAGUGACAGCUCCGGUAUCUGCACCAGUACAUGCACCAGUAUCAUCAACUCCAUCGGCAUCAGUAUCAGCACCGGUGCCUUCACCAUCCUACGCACCAAAAGCAGCACCAGUAAGACCACCUGUGUCAGUACCCGUACGUGCACCAGUGGCUUCACCAGUGUCAGCACCAGGACAUUCACCGGUGUCAGCACCGGUAGCUGCACCAGUGUCAGCACCUGUACCUGCACCAGUGCGUGCACCAGUGUCAGCACCGGUACAUUCACCGAUGUCAGCACCAGUACGUGCACCAGUAUCAUCAACUCCAUCGGCACCAGUGUCAGCACCGGUGCCUUCACCAUCCUACGCACCGAAAGCAGCACCAGUAAGAUCACCAGUGUCUGCACCAGUGGCUUCACCAGUGUCAGCACCAGGACAUUCACCGGUGUCAGCACCGGUAGCUGCACCAGUGUCAGCACCUGUACCUGCACCAGUGCGUGCACCAGUGUCAGCACCGGUACAUUCACCGAUGUCAGCACCAGUACGUGCACCAGUAUCAUCAACUCCAUCGGCACCAGUGUCAGCACCGGUGCCUUCACCAUCCUACGCACCGAAAGCAGCACCAGUAAGAUCACCAGUGUCUGCACCAGUGGCUUCACCAGUGUCAGCACCAGGACAUUCACCGGUGUCAGCACCGGUAGCUGCACCAGUGUCAGCACCUGUAGCUGCACCAGUGCGUGCACCAGUGUCAGCACCGGUACAUUCACCGAUGUCAGCACCAGUACGUGCACCAGUAUCAUCAACUCCAUCGGCACCAGUGUCAGCACCGGUGCCUUCACCAUCCUACGCACCGAAAGCAGCACCAGUAAGAUCACCAGUGUCAGCACCAGUACGUGCACCAGUGGCUUCACCAGUGUCCAACGUCAGCACCGGUACAUUCACCGGUGUCAGCACCGGUAACUGCACCAGUACGUGCACCAACGUCAGCACCGGUACAUUCACCGGUGUCAGCACCGGUAACUGCACCAGUACGUGCACCAACGUCAGCACCGGUACAUUCACCGGUGUCAGCACCGGUAACUGCACCAGUACGUGCACCAACGUCAGCACCGGUACAUUCACCGGUGUCAGCACCAGUGUCAUCACCGGUGACCGCACCAGUGUCAACUCCAGUGUCUGCACCGGUAACCUCACCAACAUCAACACCAGUACGAUCGCCAUCGUCAGCACCAGCACCCUCACCGACAACGCCAUCUACUCUCCCGCGCCAAUGGUUAACUCGCGCCUCCACCAGCUCUCCUCACUCCAUCACAAACUGCUUACCACCACACCACCCGAUGGCCUCACUCCACAUCGAUCACCAUCCCCCACGGCGAGCUCGCCACCGCCACUAAAUUUUGAUGAUGUCGAGCUCCCACCGAUGGACAACAUCGGGGCUAGCUACGCGUCGCCACCGCCGCCUUUGUACAAGGGAUACUAAGGAAAUUCAACACUGGUUCAAUUCAUGAUUGAAAAUGAAGAGGAGGGGCACAAAGGGGGGCAAUGCGUAAAAUUCAGAGAUUGUGCAAAAAGAAGAACAAAGAUUGUAAUAUCAUAAGGUUUUUCUUUUAAUAUUUGUUGUCUAUUUCGUUAUUUUAAUUAGCUUAAGCCUGAGCGGAAAUGAAUUAUAAGCUUGCAGUGAGCCGUCCCCCGGUAAAACUUAGGCUCAAAUGUAUGCAUAAGAACUGAAAUUGAGAGAGCAUGUGAUGUUGUUGUGAGUUUAAUAUAGACUUGAUACGAAAAUAAAAGAUAAUUGUUUA